UAUACAAACAUUGUUAAACUGGAAAAAGAAGAAGAUUUUUAAUUUAUUUAUGUUUCUUAGUUAGGUCUUUUCUAUUUUUGAUUUUGGGCAGUCUAUUAUUUUGCUUCUUGAAACUUAAACUUUCAGUGGCUAGAGUGUAGUAGAAAUAGUAUUCUGAAGUCUGAUAUGAAACCUUGAUUCUGCAUAAUUAGUUUUUAGAUUAAUUUCUGAAUCUCCAAAGAGAAAAGUUAUCGGUGUAUAAUAGAUUAAAAUAAGUCUUUUACAAACAACUGCAGCUUCCAACCGAAUGCCACAAACUUCAUAAAUUUAUCUCUCUCUCUCUAAGUUAUGUAAUUGUGUUGCACACCGAAGUUUCUUAAGCUCGUUUCAAGUGAAAAUAUAUUCUUUCAACAGUUUCAUAGUUAAAAAUAUUGUCUUAAAGAGCUAGGACUUGUAUAAAGCAGUUCAAAGAAAUUACAGUUUAUUAUAUUGGAAUAAUUCUGUAAUUGUCCUGAAUUUGAUUUUGUGCCAUGAUGUGCGUCUCCUAUAAGAAAUAUGAAGAUAAAAAUUCACCAAGUUCUAUUCUUUUUCAUAUAGCAAGGUUACAGAGAGUUUUAAUAUUAUUAAUAAUUGUAAGUUUUCCAAUUUUGCGCAGCAGGGUUCACAUGUUCUGUUGCAUUGUUUCUUAUAUUUCACAACCUUCGUGCAUAAUGAUGAUGGGUUACAGACUGAAUUCCAUCAGAACCUAUGAUCUUAAGAACUCUUCAGAAAUUUUUUGUACUGCUGUUACUUGUAACAUACCAAUGUUUAGAGGGUUUGCGUACCCAGCCACAUUCCCGAGGAAGGAAGCCUGGUACCUGCCAGGUGGUCCCCAGCGCUGAACUCGACGUUGUGGUGACGAGAAAGGAACCCUGGUCAUCCGGCUUGUAGCCUUGCCACUAUGCUGACUGAGCUGCCAUGACUACUCUCAUGUAACCAUUUUUAUGUGGCUCUAAUAUUCAUGGUUUACAUUGUGCAAAAAAGAAUUAACAAAAGUUGCAAUUUUCGAAUUUGUACAAUCACACCAAUUUCAGAACCGUAUUGGCUCUUAUGUCGCUCCCACUUCCCACGUCCCUGGAUUGUAAGUAAUUCAGAGUAUGAGGCCACAAGUAGCAUAACGCACAUACCAGAUUUUGAGAUAGCUGGUCAUCUGGUUCAGAAGUUUGAAGGGCAGAGUGAAAGAGGGAUUCUUCAGAAUGAUGUGGAAUUAUUAAUUUGGAGUUCUUCAGUUGCUCAUAUUGGUGUUAAUAAUUAAUGUGACCAGGCAAUUAAUUAGUGUUGCGAUUAACGUGCUUACUGGUCAUUUAUAUUUAAUAUUAGGCCAAUUUGGAUGUAGUUGUUUCUCGACACUGCAACCUUCUUGUGGGUUUUCGCCGCUUCCUUUUCGGAUGUUUGUUGGUCAUAGUUGUGCGUGAAGUGAGUGACCAGAUUCGGAGGUAGUUGGUCGUCUUUAAAUUAUAUGCUAUGAAUACUAAUGAUUAAUGCACAAAUUAUAUUUUUAAUUCUAAAAUCCUUGGCGAUUAGCCAGCCAUGUCCAUCUCAUAAGCGUGCUAAAAUGUAUAUUCUUCUGCGUUAUAUACUGCAUCUUGUGUAAUAUGGAAAGGCGGACGUGGAUGGCUGACACAAAAUGCUCAUUAAUUGACAAGAGAAGUUUCAAAUGCUUCUAUUUCUUUCUUUCUGUAUGGACAUACUGUCUACUGUUCGCGCGCCGUAAGAAAUCCGCUGAGAAGUCGAAGCUGAUGAAGGCGGUGGUCUCAGUACGCAAGCGCAUACCGCUUAUUCCAGUUCCAAUAACUUUAUGCGCCAAUAGUUUCCAGCAGUGCAGUACAUUGUGCAUGCGGGAUUGGAUUGAUGUUUUGCGACAGACUAUAGCGUAGCCAUUCAUGGCCACCCCCAUUCCAGCAUACAUCUGCUGGCGUGGGAACCGUAGUUACGUUAUGAUUGUGUUACGUUACUCGUUUUUGCUUUACGGUGAGUUGUGUGCUGUGCGGUGUGGCAGUCUCGAUGGAAAGUUGCGUUUAGUAUAGGCCUAGAUGUCUUUACUAAUUGGUACCUUAUAACCGUUGAUUUCGUGUUGUUUUUGAAUGUCAGCGUGUUCUAUGAAGUUUCUGUUAUAAUAUAAAUUCUACUUUUAUGAGACUAGUGGAAACAAGUUACAAAUGUAUGGUAGAUGUUUACCAACGUUUUAAAUGUCCUUACUGUCUCCAUCAUCAGGGCGCUACAACCCAGAAGGCAGCCAUCUUCAAGUAAAAAUAAUGUUUCCAUCAAACAAGCUGAAGAUACAGAAGUUUGCAGUGAAACAGUUGAGUGCGUCGAGCUCUGCAUUAGCAGAUGAGAAGGGAGACGACUUGAGCUCUGUUAUGCUUAAAUCCCUGCAAUGUACUGACCGUUUCUGUCAUCGGUAUAUGUACCCACCUAUCAAACAAUGCAGAAUGUUUCCAUCAAACAAGCUGAAGAUACAGAAGUUUGCAGUGAAACAGUUGAGUGCGUCGAGCUCUGCAUUAGCAGAUGAGAAGGGAGACGACUUGAGCUCUGUUAUGCUUAAAUCCCUGCAAUGUACUGACCGUUUCUGUCAUCGGUAUAUGUACCCACCUAUCAAACAAUGCAGGUCUGGCCACUGCUUUUGCUUCAGCUGUUCUGAGUCACUGCAUCGACUGUGUCCAAUAUGUGGCACACAGAUCAUCGAGCUAAGAAAUCGUGCCUUGGAAGCAAUUGCUACAAAACUUCUGACCACAUGCAAAUACCGCUCUGAAGGCUGUCCUGAGGUUAUGGUACGUGCAUGCGAUAUGAUCGGUCAUGAAAAGCGAUGCCAGUUUCGUUUAUACAAAUGUUUUUCUGCUAAAUGCUCGUGGACUGGCCCAGCUCAAAACCUUGUCGCCCACGUGGAACGCAAUCACAGGGAAAGAUUAUUCGUGGGGUCUGAAAAAGUCUUCAAAAUAACGAAAAUUGAAAAUCGUGAAGAUAUGGACAUGAUGUUCUUAUUUUCAUGUGGAGAUGAGAAAUUCUGGGUGAAGUUAAUUUACAAGAAAGCAGCCACUGCAUUCUUUGGAGCUGUUCAAUAUAUCGGCCAAACUGAUAUGGCUAAUAACUAUAAAUAUUGUUUUGAAAUUAAAGCUUCAGGCGUCACCUCUGAAAGAUAUUUCUUAUGCAUAAGAACAACACAUGCAGAUGUAAUGGAUUUCGAAUUGAUCUUUGAGAGCCAGGAUUGCUUUUGGGCUCCUAUAAAUAUUGCUAAAUAUUUUGCAGAAAAUGAUAUUCUUAUAAUCAAACUGAACAUAGAAGUUGUUGGUCAUCAUUAGGUUAUGUUAUGGCAGACUUUGUUAACAGACACUCAGUAUGAAUUCAUUUGCAACAAGAAGUGGGGUGAGUUACAAUCAUUGUCAUUGCUGGAACACCAUUAACAACAAUAACUGAUACGGCCAUUGACAAUUUCUGCUUCCAAGUUUUAAAUAUGUGUUUAUUGUUAAAUUUGGACUAAUUAAUAAAAACACCGAAUUAGAAAUAA
Messenger RNA from Zootermopsis nevadensis, 3523 nucleotides. Its product is annotated as E3 ubiquitin-protein ligase Siah1. Gene Ontology annotation, molecular function: zinc ion binding; ubiquitin conjugating enzyme binding; ubiquitin protein ligase activity. The record is from RefSeq and is a predicted model, not a curated record. Gene Ontology annotation, cellular component: cytoplasm. Gene Ontology annotation, biological process: multicellular organism development; proteasome-mediated ubiquitin-dependent protein catabolic process. Lineage: Eukaryota; Metazoa; Arthropoda; Insecta; Blattodea; Termopsidae.